AAAUAUAUUUAUCCAAAUUACAAAUAUAGGUCUUUGUUUGUGGUUCCAUGGUCAAGACUCGAGGGUCAUGGAAUCGAAACCAUCCGGGCAUCCAUCUCUUCUCCGCCGGUUGAUCAAUCUCGACGCCGCCGUCUCCCUCCACCUCUACACCUUCUUCCACCCCAUCCUCCCUUUCUCUCUCCUCAAGUCCCUCGAGCUCUCCGGCGAUGGCCGUCUCUUCUUCCCCAUCACCCUCUCCAUUCUCCUCUUCAACACAACCCCUACUUCCGCCACCGUCCUCCUACUAAACCUCCUAAUCGGCUCCGUUCUGGACCUCCUCCUAAUUGGGCUAACCAAGCACCUCAUCCAGCGCCCCCGGCCCGUCUACAACAAGAAUAUGUUCCUCUCCUUCGCCGUUGACCAUUGGUCUUUCCCCAGCGGCCACUCAUCUAGGGUUUCGUUCAUUGCCUCAUUCUGUUCUUUCUAUUCUCGCCAAAUUGCGGAUUUUUGGCUUGUGAAGCUUCCUAAUUUCGAUGCUCAUAGUUGGAUUGUGGAGUAUUUCGCUUUAAUUGUGUGGUUAUGGGCCGGGAUCACGUCGGUUUCUAGGGUUCUUCUUGGCCGGCAUUUCGUGCUCGAUGUUGUUGCCGGGGUUCUCUUGGGUGUUCUUGAAGGUUUUCUGGUGUUUCGAGUUUUUAACGUUGAGAACUUCAGCUUCUGGUUGAAAUGACAUAUACUGAAAUGAUUUAAAAUAAUUGCUGCGACCAUGUCUGCUAUAUAGGUCUAUCUCUCUCAGAUUAUGGCUUAGAGGGUUAAUGGGUUAAGCACACAAUGACACAAGUGACUGCCACAUUCAAUCAAUGGUUUGAUCUUUGCAGUUGACUUGUUAUUUUUUCAAAGAGACAAAGUAUUAUGGAAAUCAUCGACCAAUCUAUCUUAAAGAAAUAGGUGAAUUUCAAGGAUAAAGUAGGGUCCUUUGUGGAGGUUUGGGAUGGAGUAAAGUUUAGUGUUGCUUGACGGGCCUCAAAUCACAAAGAGUUCCAUGCCUCUUUUUGUGCUAAGCAUGGGCUAUACUUUCUGGGGUCUGCAAUGCAGCGCAGCCCAAUCCACGUGUGCACACUGAGCCCGUACUCUGUUCGUCUUGCUCAGAUUGCCAUUUACCAAGGAGCUCAGCUCCAAUUGUGUCUAGUUUGGGGAAAAUUAUAUAAUGAAGUUGAACUUUCUGAAGUUUACAAGCCAAAAGAACAAGGGAUUCCGAGGAUUUUUUUGCUCACAAGUAAUUACCCUCGCUUCAUUGCCCCAUGGAGGCAGGAUUGGUGGAUGACUGCAAGUGCUCUGUUGUCAAUGGUGUGCUGAAUUUCGAGGCCGGACUGUGCUGUCGCAUGAAUUCCCAUCCAGUAUCCCUUUAUUGAAAGAGUUACAUGUGCCAUUGUUACAUGAUUCCUCAUUCAUUAUCUGUGUUUUGGACUAAGUUACAUGUGUAAUCUCAAUCUGAAGGAGGUAGAAAUAAAUCUUGAUUUGGAAUGAAAUGAAGAUAGUGAAAAUAUAAUUAAGAACUUGUUGUCUAGCAGCUAAUGGUUACUAGGAGAGAAUGAUGAAACAUGUUACAAUAUGUUGUUGAAUGUCUAAUAUUUUAGAAUAAAUGUGAAACUCGUACUGGUUGGGUAGAUAUGGAUGUCGAAAUAUCUUGUUGAAUGCAUAAUCUGUAAGAAGAAUCAAUAUGACACUUAAGUACAGAUGAAUAUUUUUAAGGGAUUACCAAUCCUUGGUCUGUUUGUUAUACUUGUUGUUGUGGUUGAUAGGUUAUCUAGAUAGGGUCAUUUUUGUUGGUCUCUGAAUUCUGAUGCACUUUCACGGCUAAGGAAGCAGUGGUAGCAUUGCGCCGUUAAAUUGUCAGCUUCCAUGGGAUUCAGUCUCAAUUUUUCUUGAUGCUAUUCAAUAUUCCUUAGUUCAUUAUGGUCUGAGCUGUUUUGGGCUAUGGGUAAACUGAAGUGUUGAACUGUAGUGUGCAGACAUACUUGUGUUGUUUUGCAUAUGUCCUUGUGAUCGAGGUGGUGGUUGCCUUGGGCUGUUAUAAUAUGAGUUAUCAUUCAUUGGCUGAGGUACUCUAUUUGCGACCUUCCCUGGCGCGCUGAAGUUAUUUGUCGGUCAUGAUGUGGAUUUGAGCUGUGGUUGACGAGUCGAUGCUGUGAGAUGAAACGCACACAACAACAGAUGUUGAUGUUUGCAAUAAACACUCAAGAGACAUGCAGAUCGAGGUGGGUCAGAAGUGUCCAUAAGCUUCAGCUGAGGUACUCUAUUUGCGACCUUCCCUGGCGCGCUGAAGUUAUUUGUCGGUCAUGAUGUGGAUUUGAGCUGUGGUUGACGAGUCGAUGCUGUGACAUGAAACGCACACAACAACAGAUGUUGAUGUUUGCAAUAAACACUCAAGAGACAUGCAGAUCGAGGUGGGUCAGAAGUGUCCAUAAGCUUCAGCUGAUGAACUUGAACGGAUUCUGCAUGAUCGUAUGGUGUUACAGGGAGAUGAUCUAGCGCAUCAUUUUUUGGUGCAGUGGUAGAAUAAAGGGGUGAUGUGGGUCAAUGAAAGCUGAGUUUGCAGGACAAUUUCUGGAGUUUCACAUUGAGGGCAAGGCUGUUUGGAAAGAGGGAGUUGUACAGACCGGGCUUGCACCAGAAGAGUGUGCGCCAACUUCAGAAGAACACGUCUAGGAUUUUAGAAAGCUAGAGCAGUAAUGUUUGUGCACCUAUCACUUUUCAAUUGAAUCCCACUUUUAUCUA
This is a messenger RNA of Salvia splendens (bonfire salvia), 2754 nucleotides long. Its product is annotated as probable lipid phosphate phosphatase beta. Gene Ontology annotation, molecular function: sphingosine-1-phosphate phosphatase activity. Bases 68 to 706 code for a protein of 212 amino acids. Lineage: Eukaryota; Viridiplantae; Streptophyta; Magnoliopsida; Lamiales; Lamiaceae. The record is from RefSeq and is a predicted model, not a curated record. The transcript has 2 exons.